Molecule: messenger RNA, 855 nt
Organism: Schistocerca cancellata (South American locust)
Lineage: Eukaryota; Metazoa; Arthropoda; Insecta; Orthoptera; Acrididae
Product: trypsin delta-like
Exons: 2
Coding region: 88-855 (255 amino acids)
Biological process (GO): proteolysis
Molecular function (GO): serine-type endopeptidase activity
Source: RefSeq, a predicted model, not a curated record
ACGUCGAAAGCCAGGCUCCAUUUUGUGCAUUUCGGCGUUAUAAGAGUACGCGCCGACAGGAGCGCGCUGGAUUCACCGGUCGUCGCCAUGGUACGCGGUGUGGUUGUCUUCCUCUGCCUGCAGGCGUGCGCGCUUGCGGCUCCCACAGCCGGGGCGCCGUGGUCAGCCAGCGACGGCGGUCGCAUCAUCAACGGCACCGACGCCAGCAUCGCCGACUUCCCGUGGACGGUGUCGCUGCAGCUGGCGGGCGUCCACUGGUGCGGCGCCUCCGUCAUCGGCGACAGCUGGGCGCUCACGGCAGCGCACUGCGUCUUCCGGCACGAGGUGGCCGCCAUGAGCGUGCGGGCGGGCACGUCCACGCGGGGCAGCGGCGGGGUCGUCCUCAACGUCUCGCAGGCCAUCAUCCACGACGAGUUCAGCUACAUUACUGCCGAAUACGACAUCGCUGUUGUGCAGGUUGCUGAGCCCUUCCCGCUGGGCCCCACCGUGCAGCCCGUGGGCCUCCCCGCUGAGGGCUACGACCCCCCGGCUGGGCUGCCGGUCACCGCCACCGGCUGGGGCGCCACCCAGGGCGGCGGGGCGGCGGUGCAGCUGCAGAGCGCCGACCUCGAGGUGCUGCAGCGGUCCGAGUGCGAGGCGCGCCUGGGCCAAGUCCACGAGGUGACGGCCAGCAUGCUGUGCGCCGGGCACCCCAGCCGCGCCGUCUGCCACGGCGACUCGGGGAGCGCGCUCGUGCACGCCGGCACGCAGCUGGGGGUCGUCUCCUGGGGGGACUCAAACUGCCUCGGCCCGGUCGCCGUCUACGGCAACGUGGCCAGCGCCAGGGCCUGGAUCAGGGGCGUCACUGGAGUCUAG